AUGUAUGGCCUCCAUGUGUUCGUAUCAACUGCCUCUACCAGAUUCAAAUGUUUGCUUGACUCGUUUCCGGCCAGUUUCCGAAGACGCCCCCAGUUCACAGCUUCUGUAGGGAGGUACCAUAACAACAAGACUUCGGCUGUUGGUGUGGAUGCCUCUUGCCUCCUCGACGCUUGCGCGUCCGGGCCACGCGAAACUGAACCAGUGUUGGCGUCAACUGCUCAUAACUCUUCCUCUGUCUCACAAUCUCUUCCUCUUUCUUUUCCCUUUUUCGUCUUUCUAAUCUGGAGCUCAUUUUUGAGCAUAAUUGCUCCCACCCAGACCCCCCCGACCACCUCACACACCCGUAGGUACCACAUUCUUCUAGCAUGGGCCCUCAGGCCUGCUUAUUCUGGUCUCCAGCGUCUCACAAUCGGAGACACGCAUACACAUACAUACGCAGAUGGGGACUUACUCACACUCAGCAUGUCUCCGGGGCAGGAGGCGUCCCUCCGACUGCCAAAGUUUCUGGCUCGGCACUUUAAGACAGUCGUCGGCUCUCCUCAGCCGGCGACUAUCACCACCCCACGUCCACAACCCACCAUCCUGUCCUAUCUUCUGUGCUCCUCCACCUCUUCCCGCCCGGGUUACCCACUCCUCAAAUCUGUCAAGACGACAAAGAAAGCUGCACAUGUGCAGGUGUUCGUGCCUUGUGUGCAUUUGAUAACGACACACCGAGAACCACUGCCUUCACAGCCUCCUCUUUGGCAGCCUGAAUGGCCGACCCGCUUGGCCGCUGCUUCCCUCCGACCGGUUGGACUCAGUCCUGAUGAGUCGCUCACUUGCCUGACGAGGAUAAAAUUGCAUCGAAUGGAGCAGCUGCACGAGAAGACACCGAAACACACACGAUCGUCAGUUGAUCGCGUUGACUGGGCGACCUCAACGAGUCCCGCUUGUCCGAAUUCCUCUGGCAUUGCAGCCACAAUUAAUUCCAGGGUUGGACCGUGGACUUUAUAUCUGCCGCCUCAGCAACUCUAG
Molecule: messenger RNA, 1014 nt
Organism: Protopolystoma xenopodis
Lineage: Eukaryota; Metazoa; Platyhelminthes; Monogenea; Polystomatidea; Polystomatidae
Source: the annotation of a GenBank genome assembly